Hypomesus transpacificus is the source of this 3181-nucleotide messenger RNA. RefSeq names its product elongation factor 2. The coding region runs from base 110 to 2686 and encodes 858 amino acids. Gene Ontology annotation, biological process: translational elongation. The record is from RefSeq and is a predicted model, not a curated record. Gene Ontology annotation, cellular component: ribonucleoprotein complex; cytosol. Gene Ontology annotation, molecular function: translation elongation factor activity; GTP binding; GTPase activity. NCBI's taxonomy places the organism in Eukaryota, Metazoa, Chordata, Actinopteri, Osmeriformes, Osmeridae. The transcript is spliced from 13 exons.
GUGACGUCGACUUUCUCUUCUCUCCCAGUGCCCCGUGAGAUGGUGGUAUUGGGCGGUGUUAAUAUCCAGUUUCCCUCUCCUUAAAGAAAAUCUACAACCAUCCGUCAAAAUGGUGAACUUUACCGUAGACCAGAUCCGUGAGAUCAUGGACAAGAAGUCCAACAUCCGAAACAUGUCCGUUAUCGCGCACGUUGACCAUGGCAAAUCCACCCUGACGGACUCGCUGGUUUCCAAGGCCGGUAUCAUCGCUGGUGCCCGCGCGGGGGAGACCCGUUUCACCGACACGCGAAAGGAUGAGCAGGAGCGCUGCAUCACCAUCAAGUCCACUGCCAUCUCCAUGUACUACGAGCUGAGCCAGAACGACAUGGCCUUCAUCAAGCAGUGCAAAGACGGCUCCGGCUUCCUCAUCAACCUGAUCGACUCCCCCGGACACGUGGACUUCUCCUCCGAGGUCACGGCCGCGCUCCGCGUCACGGACGGAGCCCUCGUGGUCGUCGACUGCGUCUCUGGCGUGUGCGUCCAGACAGAGACGGUCCUCCGCCAGGCCAUCGCUGAGCGCAUCAAGCCCGUCCUGAUGAUGAACAAGAUGGACCGCGCCCUGCUGGAGCUGCAGCUGGAGCCCGACGCGCUCUUCCAGACGUUCCAGCGCAUCGUGGAGAACGUCAACGUCAUCAUUUGCACCUACGGCGAGGACGAGGGGGGCCCCAUGGGGAACAUCAUGAUCGACCCGAAGAUAGGCACGGUGGGGUUCGGCUCGGGCCUGCACGGCUGGGCCUUCACCCUGAAGCAGUUUGCAGAGAUGUACGUCACCAAGUUCUCCGCCAAGGGAGAUGCUCAGCUGGAGCCCGAGGAGCGCUGCAAGAAGGUGGAGGACAUGAUGAAGAAACUGUGGGGAGACAGGUACUUUGACCCGGCCACUGGGAAGUUCAGUAAGACUGCUACCAGCCCAGACGGCAAGAAGUUGCCCCGGACCUUCGCCCAGCUCGUCUUGGACCCCAUCUUCAAGGUGUUUGACGCCAUCAUGAACUUCAAGAAGGAGGAUACAGCCAAGCUGAUAGAGAAGCUGGAUAUCAAGCUGGAUUCCGAGGACAAGGAGAAGGAGGGCAAGCCCCUGCUGAAGGCCGUGAUGAGGAGGUGGCUGCCGGCCGGCGAGGCCCUGCUGCAGAUGAUCACCAUCCACCUGCCGUCCCCCGUCACCGCCCAGAAGUACCGCUGUGAGCUGCUGUACGAGGGCCCUGGGGACGAUGAGGCCGCCAUGGGCAUCAAGAACUGUGACCCCAAGGCCCCCUUGAUGAUGUACAUCUCCAAGAUGGUGCCCACCACAGACAAGGGCCGCUUCUACGCCUUCGGCCGCGUCUUCUCCGGCUGCGUCUCCACGGGCCUCAAGGUCCGCAUCAUGGGGCCCAACUUCUCCCCCGGCAAGAAGGAGGACCUUUACGUCAAACCCAUCCAGAGGACCAUACUGAUGAUGGGCCGCUACGUGGAGCCCAUCGAGGACGUCCCCUGCGGCAACAUCGUGGGCCUGGUGGGCGUGGACCAGUUCCUGGUGAAGACGGGCACCAUCACCACCUACGAGCAGGCCCACAACAUGAGGGUGAUGAAGUUCAGCGUGAGCCCCGUGGUCAGGGUGGCGGUGGAGGCCAAGAACCCGGCCGACCUGCCCAAGCUGGUGGAGGGCCUGAAGCGCCUGUCCAAGUCUGACCCCAUGGUACAGUGCAUCAUCGAGGAGUCCGGGGAGCACAUCAUCGCCGGCGCCGGAGAGCUGCAUCUGGAGAUCUGCCUGAAGGACCUGGAGGAAGAUCAUGCCUGUAUUCCUCUGAAGAAAUCCGACCCCGUGGUGUCGUACAGGGAGACGGUGAGCGAGGAGUCCAGCCAGAUGUGCCUCUCCAAGUCGCCCAACAAGCACAACCGCCUCUUCAUGAAGGCCCGCCCCUUCCCCGACGGCCUCGCCGAGGACAUCGAGAAGGGCGACGUGUCGCCGCGCCAAGAGUUCAAGACGCGGGCCCGCUUCCUCACGGAGAAGUACGAGUGGGACGCGUCCGAGGCCCGCAAGAUCUGGUGCUUCGGCCCGGACGGCACGGGGCCCAAUCUGAUGAUGGACGUGACCAAGGGGGUGCAGUACCUGAACGAGAUCAAGGACAGCGUUGUGGCUGGGUUCCAGUGGGCCACCAAGGAGGGCGCUCUGUGCGAGGAGAACAUGAGGGCCGUUCGUUUCGACCUCCACGACGUGGCGCUGCACACGGACGCCAUCCACCGUGGCGGCGGGCAGAUCAUCCCCACGGCGCGCCGCGUCCUCUACGCCUGCCAGCUCACGGCUCAGCCUCGACUUAUGGAGCCAGUCUACCUGGUGGAGAUCCAGUGUCCUGAGCAGGUGGUUGGAGGGAUUUACGGCGUGCUCAACAGGAAGAGGGGCCACGUGUUCGAGGAGUCUCACAUCAUGGGAACCCCCAUGUUCGUGGUCAAGGCCUACCUGCCUGUCAACGAGUCCUUCGGCUUCACCGCUGACCUUCGCUCCAACACCGGGGGCCAGGCCUUCCCCCAGUGUGUGUUUGACCACUGGCAGAUCCUUCAGGGCGACCCCUCUGACCCUUCCUCCAAACCCGCGCAGGUGGUUACUGACACCCGCAAACGCAAGGGCUUGAAAGAGGGCAUCCCAGCUCUUGACAACUACCUGGACAAGCUGUAGAAGAACCACCUGUCCCGCCCCCCUCUCCUUCCUCCUCCAAUCACCUGGCUCCGGCUUCCCACCCCCCCUCACCCACCACCAAUCACGACGCUCCAAGAUAUGGCCCAGGAUAGGACAGUGGGGACCAAAAAACAUUUGACAAGGCCUUACAAUGAUGAGGCCUUGGAAGAAAAAAAACAUUGGAAUUAAGCAAUUUAAGAAACAAUUACAUGUAAUGUAAUGAAUUUUUUAAAUUGGGGGGACAAGUGUUUGAAAUGUAGACCAAUAGGACACCGUUACUAAAGUGUUAUUUAAGUGAAUAUUACAUGUGAGACAAACCAAAAGUAUGAUUGAUAAACUUAAAUUGGUUUUAAGUACCUAACAUUUUAAAAUGGGGAACAAUCACACGACGUGUGUUAAACAUCUUGUGUUGAAAGAAGAUGGUUUGGGGUUGUCAUGUCUAGGGGUGUUGAAUGAUAAUAAACCAUAAAAUGGGGGCUAAGCUCUCUUCACAUU